Molecule: messenger RNA, 972 nt
Organism: Lindgomyces ingoldianus
Lineage: Eukaryota; Fungi; Ascomycota; Dothideomycetes; Pleosporales; Lindgomycetaceae
Exons: 14
Coding region: 1-972 (323 amino acids)
Source: RefSeq, a predicted model, not a curated record
AUGUUUGUCCUAUUUUCCCUUGAUUCAUUUCGCCCAGGGGAGUUCACGCUGAACGGAAUAGACCUGAAUAAGGUCCACACGGUCUUGGAGGAUACACCAAAAACAUCCACUAGUACACUAAAUUCACAAGGUUACGUACCUCCUUUGCAGAAAUAUCCCUUCUCAAAUAUUCAGUUGGCCAAGUCCAGUUCAGAGGCGGGCAAUUUAAAUGAGAGUAGGGCUAUACGGCAGGUACACUCUAUGGCACGAAUGGAUAUUCACCUCCAUGUAUCUACCUCCAUGUAUCAAUUCAGCCAUGAAAUGGUCAAAAGGCAAUGGGGGUUCCCGCCGAGAAAAGAUAGGGCGACUGAUGGCCUGAUAACAACGUUAAACAGCCCAGAUCAGAAAUCGGCCAUGAUGGACAGUGCUAAUAGAAGCUUUGACGUAAUCACUAUUGCAAAAGCACUAGGAUCUAAGAUGCCCUUUGAUCCAUGUUCGCAAUGUCAGCUCAGCGCCGCAACGAACUUUUGGGGGGAGCCCACCGUAUUCUGCAAGUCCCGUACAUUCGCACAACAAAUCACCCGCCAAAGUUACAAAGCCCUCAUCGACGUAGAAGAUCUCAUGGGUUAUUUUUUUGAAGGUGUGAUAGGAUCGAACUCUCAAGGGCUCACCAAGCGUCAGCAAUUCUCGGAGAGUGUGCUCAUUCAACGGUGCGGCACCUUGCGAUUUCUUAUUCAAGCGAUCUAUUGGCGAUUAAUUGAACCCUAUCGUAAAGCACAACAAUGCCCAGAGGGGCUAAUCUUGAUUCGGUCGGUUUCUUCCAGUCUCCUCGAUAAUAAAAUACCAUAUCCAAAUGACUCGUAUAUAUUCGCUAAGAUGACGGUCGCGACCGGUUCCGAACAAGGAAGAGAGAGAGAGAGAGAGAGUAGUGCACUGGGCCGUGGGCUGCUUCAGGUCGGAGAUACCGAAACCGGGCAGUAUCGCGUGAUCUAG